GUAAUAGAAGAAUUAUAUUCGACCUUCAUAAUCAUUCCGAUCUUCAAGGUAUACCAGAUGGCAUGACAAUUGACAUUAAUGGAAACCUUUGGAUCGCUUUGUUUGGGGGCCAUGCUGUGAUAAAUGUUGAUCCUCGGACGGGCCAGAUAGUGAAUCGCAUUGAAAUGCCCGUGAAGUAUGUGACGUCAGUGUGUUUUGGAGGCCCCCAAUUCGCUGAUCUUUUCGUGACUACUUCCAGAUUACACCUCAAAGAGAAUCAACUGCCGGAAGAACCGGACGCUGGAUGUGUGUUUGUUGUUGAGAAUUUAGGAAUCAGAGGUCUGCCAGGAAACGAAGUUAUAUUUUAUAGUUGAUUCUUUUAAAUAUAAUUUCAUUACAUGUAA
This is a messenger RNA of Leptinotarsa decemlineata (Colorado potato beetle), 383 nucleotides long. RefSeq names its product regucalcin. Lineage: Eukaryota; Metazoa; Arthropoda; Insecta; Coleoptera; Chrysomelidae. Gene Ontology annotation, molecular function: enzyme regulator activity; gluconolactonase activity; calcium ion binding. Gene Ontology annotation, biological process: L-ascorbic acid biosynthetic process. The record is from RefSeq and is a predicted model, not a curated record.